AGCACAGUAAUAAUUGCGUCGUUUCACGGCCACACCCUCGCGGAAGGCCCAACUCCAGCGCCCAUUCCACACGGCAGCGCUUGUAGCCGGGCCUAUAAAAAUCAGCUCGGCUGUGCCUGUAAAUGCUGGGCGCCAUGAAGGCAGCAGUACCGCUGCUGCCGUCGCAAAGCUCGAGCGCCUUGCGGCCGGCAGCACCCCAGCCGGUCGCGGCUUCUGUGCGGCCCCGCCAGCAGGAUCCUACCGCCUUGCAGAAACGCCUCAGGCGCUCCGCAGCUCGCCGAGCUGGAGUGGUUGCCUCCGCUGAAGCCAGCAGCCCCAGCAACGGUGCUAGCGGCAGCGGCGACCCGCCUUCUGCCGCCGAUGCCACUGCCGCCGCUCCUGCUGGCAGCACUGCCACCCCCCCCACCUCCAGCACUGCCACCACCGCCAGCUCUUCCGACAGCUGGGCCGACCAUCACGAGGAGGCGUACGAUGUGGUGGUGGUGGGUGGUGGCCACGCCGGCUGCGAGGCCGCGCUGGCGUCUGCCCGCCUGGGCUGCAAGACGCUGCUGCUGACGCUCAACCUGGAUCGCAUCGCGUGGCAGCCGUGCAACCCGGCGGUGGGAGGGCCCGCCAAGAGCCAGCUGGUGCAUGAGGUGGAUGCCCUGGGGGGCGAGAUUGGAAAGAUGGCCGACCGCUGCUACCUUCAGAAGCGGGUGCUCAACCACUCCAAGGGCCCCGCGGUGUGGGCGCUGCGCGCGCAGACCGACAAGAUCGAGUAUGCGGCCGGCAUGCGGCGCGUGCUGGAGCACUCCCCCAACCUCUUCAUCCGCGAAGGCAUGGUGACGGGUGUGGAGGUGGAUGGCAACGACCAGGUGUGCGGUGUGUCCACCUUCUUUGGCAUCACCUUCCCCUGCAAGGCCGCCGUGCUCACAACAGGCACCUUCAUGAACGGGCAGAUCUGGGUGGGGCGGCAGUCGAUGUCUGCGGGGCGGGCCGGGGAGGCCGCCUCCACAGGCCUCACCGAGCGGCUGAUGGAGCUGGGAUUUGAGACGGACCGGCUCAAGACCGGGACGCCCGCCCGCGUGGACAAGCGCACUGUCAACUUUGCCGGCCUUGAGGAGCAGCCCGGCGAUGAGGAGGUGCGGUGGUUCAGUUUUGACCCCGCGGUGCACCGCCCGCGUCCGCAGCUGCCCUGCCACCUCACCCACACCACGGCAGAGACGCACCGCAUCCUGCGGGACAACCUCCACGAGACGCCCGUGUACGGCGGCUGGUUGGAUGCCAAGGGCCCGCGCUACUGCCCCUCAAUCGAGGACAAGAUUGUGCGAUUUGCGGACAAGGAGAGCCACCAGGUCUUCCUCGAGCCGGAGAGCCGCUCCACGCCCGAGCUGUAUGUGCAGGGCUUCAGCACCGGCCUGCCGGAGCGGCUCCAGCUGGCGCUGCUGCACUCGCUGCCGGGGCUGGAGCGGUGCAAGAUGCUGCGCCCCGCCUACGCGGUGGAAUAUGAUUACCUGCCUGCCCACCAGUGCCACGCCAGCCUGGAGACCAAGCGCGUGGGAGGCCUCUUCUUCUCGGGCCAGCUCAACGGCACCACAGGCAAGCAUGCCUUCCGGUCGGGAGCUGAGGCGGCGGCGCAGGGGCUGGUGGCGGGGCUCAACGCGGCGCGCAGGGCGCAGGAGCUGCCGCCGGUGGUACUGCCGCGGGAGUCUAGCUACAUUGGUACCCUGCUGGACGACCUGGUGACCAAGGACCUGCGGGAGCCGUACCGCAUGCUGACCAGCAGGAGCGAGUACCGCCUGGUCCUGCGCUCCGACAACGCCGACCGCCGCCUGACGCCGCUGGGGCGCCAGCUGGGACUGGUGGACGACCGGCGCUGGGGCCUGUUCCAGGCCAAGCAGGCACGCAUCGACGGCGAGCGGCGGCGGCUGGAGGCGGCGCGCGUGCCGGCCGGCCACCCGCUGACGGCGGCGGCCGAGGCAGCCAGUAGCCAGACGGUGCCGCCGCUGGUGACGCUGGCAGACCUGCUGCGCCGCCCGCACGUGCACUACCCGCUACUGGAGGCGCAUGGGAUGGGCGCGCCCCCGCUAGCACCCGCGGCGCUGACGGCGGCUGAGAAGGAGUCGGUGGAGGUGGACAUCAAGUACGAGGGCUUCAUCAGGCGCCAGGCCAAGCAGCUGGCUAGCGUGGCGGCAAAGCAUGCAAAGCGCAUCCCAGACACCCUGGACUACCACGCCAUACACACGCUCAGCAUGGAGGCGCGGGAGAAGCUGAGCAAGAUCCGGCCGCGCGACAUCGGCCAGGCCAGCCGCAUCGGGGGGGUGAACCCCUCAGACAUCUCAAACCUCUUGGUGCACCUGGAGGCGCGGCGGCGUGGAGCGGCAGCAGAGGCGGCCCGCGAGCCGGCAAGCAGCGGCAGCGGCGGCGAGGACGGCGCCCAGCAGCAGCAGCAGCAGGAGGAGCAGCAGCAGGAGCCGCGGCAGCCCAGCAAGAAGCAGCAGCGCAAGGCGCUGGUGGC
Messenger RNA from Chlorella variabilis, 2497 nucleotides. RefSeq lists its product as hypothetical. Gene Ontology annotation, biological process: tRNA wobble uridine modification; tRNA methylation. NCBI's taxonomy places the organism in Eukaryota, Viridiplantae, Chlorophyta, Trebouxiophyceae, Chlorellales, Chlorellaceae. The annotation marks the transcript as partial. Gene Ontology annotation, molecular function: flavin adenine dinucleotide binding. The record is from RefSeq and is a predicted model, not a curated record. The transcript is spliced from 16 exons.